This is a messenger RNA of Maniola jurtina (meadow brown), 2801 nucleotides long. RefSeq names its product N-alpha-acetyltransferase 35, NatC auxiliary subunit (gene Naa35). Gene Ontology annotation, biological process: N-terminal peptidyl-methionine acetylation. The transcript has 14 exons. NCBI's taxonomy places the organism in Eukaryota, Metazoa, Arthropoda, Insecta, Lepidoptera, Nymphalidae. Bases 133 to 2307 code for a protein of 724 amino acids. The record is from RefSeq and is a predicted model, not a curated record. Gene Ontology annotation, cellular component: NatC complex.
CCACCCUAGCACACCUAGUAGGCAUGAAGAUGAAAUUGAUUUUUGUGUAAAUAAUACUUAGGUACAUAAUAAAGCUAAAAUUAAACGGUAAUAAUAUAUUUUACGUUCGUAAUUAAGCUAAGAUAACUUAAAAUGGGUGAUACUGAUGAUUAUUACGAUGGUGACGGGACAAUGGAUUCCAUACCAACAUCACCUGAAGUUACCUACAAUUGGGUUGAUAUUACUACAGAUUUCUUCAAACACAUACAAGAUCUCCAAUUAGGUGAAUUACUUCAUGAUGGCCACCUCUUUGGAUUAUUUGAGGCCAUGUCAGCUAUUGAGAUGAUGGAUCCUAAAAUGGACGCAGGAAUGCUGUGUAAUAGAGGAAACCCUAAACCUUUAAACUUUCAGCAAGCUGUUGCAUGUGGCAAGCUAAAAAUAGAUGACUUAGAGCCAUCUGAAAUCAUCGGCAUCAUAGAUGCGACAGUGGCAUGUAUUGUUUCCUGGUUAGAGGGGCAUUCCCUCGCGCAGACAGUGUUCACAAACCUGUACCUACAUCAACCACACUCGAUAACAAACAAGACCUUAAAAGCUUACUGUAUUGCUGUCUAUAAACUGCUGGAUUGUAUUAGAGAUUGUAUUAACAAAGCACAAGUGUUUGAAGAAGAAGAUUUUUUACCAAUGGGCUACGGUUACCGGUUGGGCUCAAAUCCUCAGGUUGGGAACACAUACAAUGCCAAUCUAGAAGUGAGUGAACAGAAGUGUAUUGCUAUGCUUCGGGAACAGGAGGAAGAACUGAAUAAGAAAGCGAGGAGUCAAGAGGAUGAGGCCAAUGACUUGUGGAUGGCUUUAGCAGCUAGGAUCCGUUUCACCAGAAUGUUCUAUCAAGCGCUCCUACUAAUAACUAGGAGGGACUCGCAGUCUGGAGCCGACUGUGUCGCACUGUUGAAUGGAUGCUCCGAAAUGAUGAAGGUUAUUAUUAGGACUAUGGGAAAAGGGACACAACCCCUGGAGAAUUCUGACUCACCAAACCCAAUGGGUUUUGAGCCAAUGAUCAACCAACGCCUAUUGCCGCCAACGUUCCCUCGGUACACGCGUAUCAAGCCGCGCGCGGAAGCGUUGCAAUAUUGCGACGAGCUGGUCACCAGACUGCGCCACGCCUGGAAGAUUACGUCUGCUACCAACUUCCACACUGCGCUGGACUUCUUCAGCGAAUUCAGCCGUCAACGCGCAUGCAUACUGUCCCGAUCAGCCUUGCAGCUGCUGUACCUGAGCCCGUCCCCCGCCUCCACCGCGUCAAUGGCCCAGGCCGCCGCCAAUACGCCUGUGGGCCAGCUGAGACCUCAAAAUGUGUUUGUGGACAUCCUCAGAGAAUCUGUGAAGAGCUUUGUCAACUCUCCCAACAUGUCAACAAAGACUGCCGUCGGAACUAAUCCUCCGGCUCGUGAAUUCGUGGAGAACUUCCUAACACGAUGCAUCCGUCCAUUCGCAGUGUUAGUGCAGGUGUGUGGACAUAACCGCGCGCGACAACGCGACAAGCUCGCGUUACUGUUGGACGAUUUCGCCACACUUCAGGAAGAGGCGGAAAGUGUUGAUGCAUUAGUGAGCAGCGCGGCGGGGACGGUGCUCAGGCCUUACUUCACUACCUGGAUACUUUACCACGUGCUACGCGUUAUGAUUGCGUACCUUUUAUCUGGAUUGGAGCUUGAGUUGUAUAGCGUACAUGAAUAUCAUUAUAUAUUUUGGUAUCUAUACGAGUUUCUAUACGGUUGGUUGGUGUCAGCGCUCGGGCGAGCGGAAGGGUUGGCGGGGGAAGUGCGGAAGUGUGAUGCGCGGAAGAGCGGCGCGCGGAAGCAGAAGAAACGCACGCGCCCUUACGCUAGGGAGGGUCUUAUGUGCCAAGUCAUGCAGAAUAUGUGUGGGGGAUAUUAUAAGGCUCUAGUCGCAUUCAAAUUACAAGGCAAGCUUAGACAACCGCAGUCAGAGUUCGACAACGAGGCAGUCCGAUACAAGCACAGAUUCGCGCCGCUCUCUGUUCUGACACCUCCGCAAGUGCAUUAUCACGAGUUCCUAGAGUUGACACAACCUUUACAGUAUGAAAAUCCAGUAAUUUUAUAUUUAGGCGGCUGCAAGCAUUUUCAGCAGGCGCGGUCUUUACUAGAAACUAUAACAAUACCAGAUCAAGAAGUGACAGAUCUCCUGAAAGUAGCCAAAACAAAUUUCGUAGUGUUAAAAUUACUAGCGGGAGGUCAUAAGAAAGAUUCAACUGUGCCACCUGAAUUUGAUUUCUCUGUACAUAGACACUUUCCUAUAAUAAAAUUAGUCUAAAUAACUAUAUUAUACUGAAGUUUUUACAUUUUUUAUGGGUCUUUGGCCCUAUGCAUAAAGUUGUUCAGAAGAACAUUAUUGUAUGGUAGUAGCAUUAUUGUAUUAUUGUAUGGUAGUAGUAUCUGAUUUAAAAACCCGAUCGGAUCGAGUCGGACUCGCACAAGAAGGGUUCCGUACCAUUGUGAAAGAAAUAACACUUUAAUUUUUUUUGUAAUGUAACCACAAAUUCCUAUUUUCCUCUGGACGGAACUCUAAAAAGAGGAUUUUCGAAAGAGACUUUUAAUCAACAUCAUUAAUAAUAAUAAGAACUCCUGAACGUAUUCGAUAUAGAUAAAUUACUAUAGAUCGAUAUGUAAACUGAAUGACGUCUGUUUGAUUUUUGUUAAAAAUAUUUAAAUAUUUUGUAAUUGGAAAGUCUCACUGCUAUUGUGAAUAUUUGUAAAAAGGAAAUUACAGAAAACGAAAAUAUUAUGUAUAAUAUUGUGAAAAUAUAA